AUGGCAUCUCCCAUUCUCAAGUCCUUCCUGCUUCUAUCUUCUCUCUUCUCAUUAACAUAUGCUCUUAGCUCUUCAUCAUCUUCAAUUUCAUUUUUAGACUCAAAUAUUUCUGCAAUCAGAAUACACAUCAGUCCGAAUAUUCUUAAUUUUCUACUCCGGUCACUCAAAACUGCUCUAUCUGAAGGCAUAAAACUGUCAAAUCUGUUUUCCAAUGCUGCAAAUAUUGUUGAAAAACAGAAGGNGUCACUCAAAACUGCUCUAUCUGAAGGCAUAAAACUGUCAAAUCUGUUUUCCAAUGCUGCAAAUAUUGUUGAAAAACAGAAGGGUACGUUACAAGAUUGCAAAGAUCUUCACCAAAUAACACUUUCUUCCUUGGAAAAAUCCAUGUCCCGGUUAAGUUCACCAGACUCAAGAAAACUGGCUGAUGUGAGGGCUUUUCUAAGUGCAGCUUUAACAAACAAGAUCACUUGCUUGGAAGGCCUAAAUUCGGCUUCCGGCCCGCUAAAAUCAUCCCUGGUGGAUUCAUUGACUAGUACUUAUCAGCAUAUAAGCAAUUCUUUAUCAAUGCUCUCCCACCCAGGUGCAUCUAUAGGCCAUAAAAAUAGGCAUCUCUUAGCGACUCCGAGGUGGCUUUCCAGGACGGAUCGUCACAUUUUGCAGAGUUCCGGUGAUGAAUAUAAUCCGAGCGAGGUUCUUACAGUGGCUGCUGAUGGAACCGGAAAUUUUUCUUCAAUUAUGGAUGCUGUAAAUUUUGUCCCGAAUAACAGCUUAGAUAGAAUAAUAAUCUAUGUUAAAGAAGGGUUGUAUAAAGAAAAUGUGGAGAUUCCAAGUUGGAAGCCUAACAUUGUUUUGCUUGGAGGUGGAAGUGAAGUUACAGUAAUUAGCGGUAACAGAAGUAUAGCAGAUGGCUGGACUACUUUGAGAUCUGCCACUGUUGCUGUUUCCGGUGAUGGUUUCUUGGCACGUGACAUAACGUUCGAGAACACAGCAGGACCAGGGAAGUAUCAGGCCGUGGCUCUCCGUGUUAAUGCAGACUUAUCUGCUGUUUACCGAUGCACCAUUAAUGGCUACCAAGAUACACUCUAUGUUCAUUCCUUCAGGCAAUUCUACAGAGAAUGUGACAUUUAUGGAACCAUAGACUACAUAUUCGGAAAUGCUGCAGUUGUCUUUCAAGGAUGUAAAAUCAUCUCUAGAAUGCCAUUGCCAGGCCAGUUCACUGUGAUCACAGCCCAGUCCAGGGACACCCUGGAUGAGGACACCGGGAUUUCAUUGCAAAAUUGUUCAAUCAUGGCUACAGAUGAUUUGUAUUCUAAGUCCAGCACUGUGAAGAGUUAUUUGGGAAGACCCUGGAGAAAUUUUUCCAGGACAGUUUACUUGGAGUCCUACAUUGAUGAUUUUAUUGCACCAGAAGGGUGGACUAAUUGGAAUGGUAGUCAAGGAUUGGACACUUUGUAUUAUGGAGAGUAUGAAAAUAAUGGCCCUGGUUCAAGAACUGAUAAUCGUGUUUCUUGGCCAGGUUAUCACGUAAUGGAUUACGAGGAUGCUUCUAACUUUACAGUAUCGGAGUUCAUAACCGGAGAGGAAUGGCUGGAUUCUACUUACUUCCCUUAUGAUGAUGGAAUCUGAUUUCAGAGUACAGUUAAAGUCGCAUUUUGAUAGAAAAGAUUCAAAUCUGAUUUCACUAGUAGUGAAAAAGUUGUAAUAAAUUGCUCGAGGAGGAAACAAUUUGCCGGAGUUUUGGCAAAAGAACAAAUGUAAAGCAGGCCUCAUAUUAAUUAGUCGCUUAGGGCCGGCCCUGUGUAUGAAUAAGAUUUGUGCAUCCAUCUACUAAUGUCUCUCUCUCACACGAGUGUGCAUAUAUAUGCUCCUACACGUAUAUGGACACAUUGCGUCAAAGAUUGUCAAAAAAAUAUCAACUUCAAUUGACGUCAAUGGCAUUGAAUAUCAACUUAGAGAACUAUUGCAA
Messenger RNA from Olea europaea var. sylvestris, 1966 nucleotides. Its product is annotated as probable pectinesterase/pectinesterase inhibitor 12. Gene Ontology annotation, biological process: cell wall modification. The record is from RefSeq and is a predicted model, not a curated record. The transcript has 3 exons. Bases 1 to 1626 code for a protein of 541 amino acids. Gene Ontology annotation, molecular function: pectinesterase activity; pectinesterase inhibitor activity. NCBI's taxonomy places the organism in Eukaryota, Viridiplantae, Streptophyta, Magnoliopsida, Lamiales, Oleaceae.